Messenger RNA from Cylicocyclus nassatus, 1227 nucleotides. The record is from the annotation of a GenBank genome assembly. Lineage: Eukaryota; Metazoa; Nematoda; Chromadorea; Rhabditida; Strongylidae.
AUGCCCGACAGUUUACUCUAUAUUACCUUCUCAAAUUCUGAUGCUGUUUACAUUCCUGGGUCGAUGGUUGAAGGAAUAGCUCAUCUUGUUCUACAUGAGCCAAUGAAGGCUCGAGCGCUAAAGAUCAUCCUUGAAGGACUUGCGUACACUAGCUGGGAUGUAACACGCACUAGAAGUGUAACCACUACAAGAAGCGAAAACUAUACGGAACAUUACUCUGGUAAGGCGAUCUACGCCAACGAUGAAUUGCUAGCUUGGACCGCACCGCCCGGCGAGAAAGAAGUACUAGCACCCGGUACCUACCAGUUUCCAUUUGCUUUCAAAUUGGCACAUCACCUACCACCAAGUUUUGAAGGCAUUUAUGGAUAUAUUCGAUACAUGGUAAAGAUGGAAAUCGACCGCCCUUGGCGAUUUAACAAAAGAGAUAAGAAAGUCUUUACAGUCGUACCCAUCUUUGACCUCAAUUUGUUGUCUCAUGUGGCACUGCCAGUGAAAGAGACAAAAACCAAGAAUUUGGGUAUCAUUUUGUUCCGGCACGGCAAGGUUACUGUAGAGUGCGAAACGGCCAAAGGUGGUUUUGUACCAGGAGAGAUGGUGCUGGUUAGCGUUCGUGUCAUCAAUGAUAGCUCCAAGGAUAUAGUGAAGGCCGAAAUCAGACUGACAGAGGUUUCGAAUUAUGUCGCACGUUGGGUUGGCUGCAAAAUUCCGCCUUCUUCAUUCAUAGAAACUGCGAGUGGUGACGAGCGUCGUACGCAACGGCGUAAACUGGCAACAGGCGAGCAGGAGGCUAGUAUUGCUCAAAAAAGCAAAGGAGUUAUCCAGCUUUACUUGCAAGUGCCGUCUACAGUACCCUCAUUUAAUAACUGUCCUAUCGUCAAGGUUGAAUACGUCAUCGAAGUGAAGCUCACAAGUACAGGAUCAAUCAAUAGUAAUAUUGAAGCGGAAAUUCCAAUAGUGAUUGGAACUGUUCCCGUAAGAGGUGCAUAUGAGGACCGUGCACCAUCAACAUCAGCUUCUGCUCCUUUCGAAAAAGAGGAGGCAAUGCCUCCACCCUAUCUUAAAGGAGGUCUGUCACCACCCAAUUAUGUAGAGUCAGUUAAAGGUGUAGAAGGCACAGUUAUGGACAGAGCAAACAUGGAGCCUUUCGUCCCCCGAUAUCCAUUUUACCCAAACCUGCCCCGAGCUGACGAUAGUGAUGAUCUACCGAAGAAGGAAUUCCAGCUGUAA